Molecule: messenger RNA, 1242 nt
Organism: Rosa rugosa (rugosa rose)
Lineage: Eukaryota; Viridiplantae; Streptophyta; Magnoliopsida; Rosales; Rosaceae
Exons: 3
Coding region: 74-1042 (322 amino acids)
Source: RefSeq, a predicted model, not a curated record
AUUAGAAGGACCCUAGUCACCCUACAACAUUCUAUCUUAACCUACAGAGUUCAGAAGCAUCACAAAAGGAACAAUGGGACAAGGCCAAGAAGUAUUCAAGACCAAAACUGAGGAUGUCCAAGUUGAAAUCCAGGAGAGGGGGGAAAUAUUCUUCUUUUACAGGCCAAAGGUGAACAAAGAAGAGGCUCACAGUCCAGACGAUGUGCAACGUUUGUACAUAGUUUUGAGGCCAGAGUCUGGUGAGAGAUCAAUCGAAGAGAAGCAAGACCCAGAUUCAGGAAAGGAAGGGGCAAAGAGGAAGGGGUCAGAUUCUGGGGAUGAAGUAGGUUCUGGUGGUAGUGAAAGUGAAGGUGGACAUGGGAAGCAGGAGGUGAACAUUGAGAAGCAACCAUUGCUGAGGUUCAUAGUGAUGGGAAGGAAAAGCCUUCCUGAUCCAAGCAAGAAGAGUAGACCUUAUUGGGGCUUUGUGGAGUUGGUCACCACAAAUAUAGAUGAUGUCAAGUCUUCCCUGCAAGGAGAGGAGCAUGAUACUAAAACCAGAGGACACAGACAUACAUCAGCAGCAAGGGCACUUGGAGAAGGCAUUUAUCGCAUUCUAAGGCAUAAAGAGGGAAAGAAGAAACCCCACACUCAUUUGAUCUACAAGCUUGAGUUUCCACCUGAAGACGAGUGCAAUCAGCCUCAGGAGUCACUAAACAUUAAGCAUGAAGGCUCAUUUCAUAUUCAAAUAAAGAACCCAGAGCAACAUGGCAGCAGUACUUCACAGUACAGAGGGAUGCAGAGCAAGCGCAGGGCAGUGUUUCCUGCUCACUUACAAGGCCAAUUCGGGAAGCUACGGUUCCACCCGGCUGAUCCACCCGACUUUUUGAACUACGAAGGUUGUGAAUUCUUGCUCAUAUCGGCUUCGGAUCAUAUAGAAGAGGAGUUGGGGUUAGAGCUUCAAUCUGAGAAGGUGGAAGCUGAUGAAUCGUGUUCUGAUUUGAUCAAGACUUUUGGGGAGACUGCAUCUACUACUCCUCUUCUGAAAGGCACUUGGGUUUGAAAACCCACUGCUCGAGUGCCCCCUUUUUGUUUCCAUUGUAAAUCUGUUUCCUUUCACCACUAGGAAAUGGUCUGUAGUGUUUUUAUGCAAUUAGCUUUUUUAGGUUACUUUGUGUGGAUAUUGGGCUCUACUUUGUAGAGUUGUAGAAGUACCUAGUGUGCUGUUUGUGAAUGUAAUUAGAAGCAAGUAUCUUUUAUGCA